UGGAUCGAUUAUCUUCCUGGCUAAUCUCCCACCGUCUGAAUUGUAUGUCUCAAACUCAAGUGUGUUCCUAGCAAGUCUUUAAACAUGUUUUAUUUUUGUGCUGCACACUGAAGCAUUUGCUGAUCAUUGAUUUGCACUGUGCAGCAGGCCUAUUUGUGUAAUGUCAGCUGUUUCAUUUACUUUGGGUUGGCAUCUGUGGAGUCUAUAUAGGGAUUUGGGCUGCACAAUGUAGUAUGGGGUACAUGGGGAUCAGAAAUUGUAUUGUACAAUAUGUUCCAUAGAACAAAGAAAAAUGCACAGUUGAAGAUAUUUGACUCCAGUGCUUCAUUGUAACAAAUCUUUUGACAGUAAUGAGGUAUUCAUGUUCCUCUGGUUUUUAUAGGUUCGACAAUUUGACAGUGUGCACUACCUAAAGGCAUUUGGAGUAGGAGAUGUGUGGGUUGCUGUUGGAUGGAGCAGUGAUGUUCUGUCGGCUGCCAAGAGCAUGUCAAACGUCGCAGUAAUUGUUCCAAAGUCUGGAACCAGUUUGUGGGCAGAUCUAUGGAUUUUAGCAGAUGCAAUGGGGCUUGGAAAGACUGUAAUGACUACUGCAUUAAUACUUGGAAAACUAGUUAGGGAGAGUCCAGAUGACCAACAAGUUGAAGAAAAAAAUCAAGAUUUUGACAACAAGAAAACAAAGAAUGGUCAGAAAGAUCCUCAAACCAAAAGCCUACCCACAGUUAAAGGAGGAACUCUUGUUGUCUGUCCAAUGGCAUUGUUAGGCCAGUGGAAGAAUAAUCUAGAAGACCUCUACAGCCUUUUGUGCUUCUUACGCGUCGAGCCAUGGUGCAAUUGGGCCUGGUAUGUGCAUGAAACAACACUACCAACUUAA
Molecule: messenger RNA, 871 nt
Organism: Magnolia sinica
Lineage: Eukaryota; Viridiplantae; Streptophyta; Magnoliopsida; Magnoliales; Magnoliaceae
Product: DNA repair protein RAD5B-like
Exons: 3
Coding region: 485-871 (128 amino acids)
Molecular function (GO): ATP-dependent chromatin remodeler activity; ATP binding
Source: RefSeq, a predicted model, not a curated record